Rubroshorea leprosula is the source of this 4273-nucleotide messenger RNA. Lineage: Eukaryota; Viridiplantae; Streptophyta; Magnoliopsida; Malvales; Dipterocarpaceae. The record is from the annotation of a GenBank genome assembly.
AUUCACACUGUUUUAUGGUAUCAGAGCUACGAAUUAGGGCAUCAAAUUGAUUAGCUUCUCCUAGGUUUUCCGCCGUCUAGGUUUCCUCUUUUCUUCUCUAGUUUCUUUGUGUCUUGUAUUCAUGGCGUCUUCUUCAGCCCUUACCACCACCACUACUCCAGUGAUCUCUUCUGAAUCAACACUUCCCAUUAUCCCUGUCCUUAAUCCUGUCAUACCAAAUACAAAUUCCUCAAUUUUUACUCAUCCUGUGUUCUCAGUCUCAAAUAUUAAACAUCUUGUCCUUGAAACAUUGACCCAUCAAAACUUUAUGCUUUGGAAAGAACUCAUGAUUCCUGUUCUUCGCAGCAAAGGAGUUUAUGGACAUGUUGACGGAUCCGAUCCGUGCGCAUCACCUAUGGAUUCCACUUUUGAGCAAUGGCACCAGAUAGACUGUCAAGUUCUCUCCUGGAUUCAAUCUACUAUUGCUUCUGAGGUUCUUCAAAUGAUUAUUCAACCAGGAAGAUCACUUACUGCAAAGCAAGCAUGGGAUGCGAUUCAAGAAUCUCACCAAGACCAACUUGUUGCUCAGUCCAUGUUAUAUCGUCAGGAGUUCAUGGCGUUAAAAAAGGAACCAGAACAAUCUAUGAUCUCAUAUCUUCAACGUGCCAAGACUGCUUCCGAUCGACUAUUUGGAAUUGGUCAUUUAUCUUCUUCUAUUCCUUAUACUGGUUGUGAGUCUAUUCAAGUUGGUAAUGGUCAGCUUUUACCUGUUUCUCAUAUUGGUCAUAGUAUGCUCUUGUCUAAGGAUCAUUCAUUUCAACUUAAUAAUGUCUUGGACUUACAGACGAAGAGUGUCCUCCUUCAUUGCAAUAGUUUGGGUGGUCUAUAUUCCUUUUCUGGCAAUUCUGAACAGUCUCCAGCAGCUUAUCAUGUGUCUAUUUCUCCUCAAGUUUGGCAUUGUCGUCUUGGUCAUCCAGGUAAACAUGUUCGUCUUUCUUUUUCAGAUUCUGUUUCUGUGACAACUAAGCCAUUUCAUUUUCCUUAUACUUCUACCACUUCUAUCUCACAUAAACCAAAUUCAUCCUCUGAUUUUCGCACACCUUUUCACCUUUUGGAUACUGUUUUGCCUCUUAAUUCUCCAUCACCCAUUAGCCCCUUCAUACCAAGCCCAACCACAAAUUCUUCUCCACAACUUUCUAGCCCACUUUCCAAGCCCACAACUUUCUCCAAUAAUGAGCCCGCCAUCCUUCCUUCCCCACCUAAUUUUGGUUUGCCAGCAUACCACCAUUCCACUCCAGCAUGUCCGUCACUUGCUGCAUGUCCGCCACUUGUUCCAGUUUCCUCACAACCUGCUGCAUGUCCGCCACUUGUUUCACUGCCUCCAUCACCGAGUGCUCAACAAUCUUCUGUCCUGCCGAAUGCUCAACAAUCUUUUGUCAUGCCUGCAAUUGAUACAUCUUAUCCUUGUUCUAGUCAGCAUCCUCUUACAGCAAUUCGCACACAUCCUAUGGUAACGAGGUCUCAAGAUGGAACUCGUAAGGUGCGUCAUUUGCCCUCUUUAGUUUCUACUACACUUUCGUUAAUUGAGCCAAAAACUUUUGCUCAGGCGGUUCGUCAACCAGAGUGGUGUACCGCAAUGGCAGAGGAGUAUAAUGCUCUUUUGAGCAAUAAUACAUGGGAUUUAGUUCCUUCUCCUCCUACUGUUAAUAUUGUUGGUUCUAGAUGGGUCUACCGAAUUAAGCAAAAAUCAGAUGGUACCAUAGAAAGAUUUAAAGCUCGUCUAGUUGCUCAGGGAUAUACUCAACAACCUGGUGUCGAUUAUGAUGACACCUUUAGUCCUGUGGUUAAACCAGUGACCAUUCGGACAGUCUUGACUCUUGCUAUUUCAUUAUCUUGGCCGAUUCAUCAGUUAGAUGUUAAAAAUGCUUUUUUGAAUGGUGAACUAGAGCAACCAGUAUACAUGUCUCAACCUCCAGGGUUUGUUGACAAACAUCAUCCUGAUUAUGUCUGCCGGCUGAAGAAAGCUCUUUAUGGUCUUAAACAAGCUGCUCGGGCAUGGUUUCAUCGGUUUGCUUCUUUCUUGAAAUCUUGUGGUUUUAUUCAGGCUCGGACUGACUCUUCUAUGUUUUUGUAUAGAAACCGUGGGUCCAUGGCAGUGCUAUUACUAUAUGUUGAUGAUAUCAUUUUGACUGCAUCUACUUCCUCAUUAUUAUCUUCAGUGCUUUCUCUUUUAAAGGAGUUUUUAAUGAUAGAUUUGGGACCGUUGAAUUAUUUCUUGGGUGUUUCUGCUACUCGUAAUUCAGAUGGUAUCUUUUUAGAGCAAUCCAAAUAUGUUCUUGAUUUACUAGAUCGUACUGGUAUGUCUGAUUGCAAGCCGGUAGCCAUUCCUCUUGAUUCCAGGAAGAAAUUAGUUCUUAAUGAUGGUCCACGCCAUUCUGAUCCUUCUGGGUACCGAAGUAUUGUUGGUGCAUUGCAAUACCUUACUUUCACUCGUCCUGAUAUUGCUUUCUCAGUACAGCAAGUCUCUCAAUAUAUGCAUUCUCCUACUGUUUAUCAUUUUCAGGCUGUGAAACGUAUUCUUCGAUGCCUUGAUACUCGUCGAUCCACAUCUGGGUUUUGUCUAUUUCUCGGUAAUUCUUUGAUCUCUUGGUCCUCUAAAAAGCAAUCCACAGUGUCCCGCUCUAGUGCUGAGGCAGAAUAUCGUGCCAUUGCUAAUGCUGUAGCUGAAGCAACAUGGGUUCGUCAACUUCUUCAUGAGUUAUAUUUUUCGGUGUCUUUCCCCAUUGUUCUUUAUUGUGAUAAUAUCAGUGCUUUAUACAUGUCAACCAAUCCAGUUCAGCAUCAACGUACUAAACACAUAGAGAUUGACUUGCAUUUUGUUCGUGACAAGGUUGCAUCUCAGCAAGUUCGAUUGCAAUAUGUUUCCUCUCGUCAUCAGUGGGCUGACAUUUUGACAAAGGCACUUCCGAUUAUGCCUUUUCGGAAUGUAGAUCGUUGUGAUGGGAGCAGGAGCAACACAAGUGCCCUCAGAUUGGAGCUCCCCCUAGACAACGAGGAGUUCAGUCUCGAGGGAGCUCCACCUCGCUUCCCUGAACCCGCAUGCAUCCCUGCUGCUACUAGAUCCUCUCAGAAGAGGCAUUCGGAGUCGGAGUCUGACUCCAAGAUACAUUUCUCUUUGGAGCAUGCUUUCAGUGACUCCGAUUUUGUUCCCACUGGCACCUUCUCUGCACGCCUCAAGACUUGGAAUCAUGGUGGCCAGACAGUAACAAAGCUGCAGUUUUCAAGAAAUGGUUUCACUGAUGAGGAGAAGGAGAAGUUCAAAAAUUUGCUUCAAGGUGAUGACUUCUACAGGGUAAGACUCCCAUCCAAUGUUCUAAGUCCUGCCGAGAGGGAUUAUAUUAUCUCAUCAGUCAAAGCGGAAGGUGUAAAUAUCUUGGCAGUCAAUUAUGGGUCCCCAGGGGCAUGUCCAUAUCCUUGGCAGUUGAAAAUUAGCAUAAGAUACAAGUCUUCCUCAAUGGACAAGGCUCCAAUCUUCAUUGAAGAAGUUCUGGGUGGUGAGAAUGGGGAGGGUGAAGUUGUGCAGCCACCAGAAAGGUCUUUCCGGGCCAAAUAUGUAAGAAGGGAAGGAGUUGCAAUUUCCUUUAUGCUUGAAUCUGCAAGCAUGAAAAAUCUGUGCAUCUCCCAUAUGGUAUACCCAGAACUUCGAACAACCGCCAGACUCAAGUUUGGCGACAAUUUUUAUGUCUGGAGGAGCAAAGUUGGAUUUGUGCUUGUCGACAAUGGCGUCGAUCACGUGCUCACUUUACCCAAGCUUUCAAAGGAAGACGACCCUGCUGGCCACGACAAGUGGGUCCUCGACGACAUCACCGGUUGCGGCAUUCUCUUGGGGUCUAUCCAUGAGUAUCUUUUCAUUGAUACUUCCGAAGACGAGACGGCCAAGGCUUUAAUGGACCGCAUUACGGCUUUAUUUACCAGGCCUUCCCUGAGCAAACGCUCGGUUUUGCUCCAGCAAUACAAGAGGCGUUGGACGAAGGAAGGAACGAGCAUUAAUCAGCAUAUAAUUGAAAAUACCAGGCCUUUCUAUGCUACUGUUCAAUCAGCAUCACAAGCACAGCCAGCUGCAGCAAUGCAGCGUGCAUCCAAUGCUGCAGUGUGGAGAAGAUGAUAUUUAACUAUUUUGGGGAAAAAAACUGGCUAAAAUUUAUACUUAGAUUGGGUCUUGGAUUGAUCUUCAUAGGUUUCCAAUUGCACAAAAAUGUUUAACUUAUCUUGUUAAUGAAUCCAGUUCAUUUAA